Messenger RNA from Mytilinidion resinicola, 297 nucleotides. RefSeq lists its product as uncharacterized. The transcript is spliced from 2 exons. The record is from RefSeq and is a predicted model, not a curated record. NCBI's taxonomy places the organism in Eukaryota, Fungi, Ascomycota, Dothideomycetes, Mytilinidiales, Mytilinidiaceae. Bases 1 to 297 code for a protein of 98 amino acids.
AUGUCUUCGUUUGUUCCUUCUCAACACAGUCGUCUCAUACCUGCGCGGUCCUACUCUUCGGAAGCAUGGGAGCAGAAACGGAUGAUUAUAUCCCAACUUUAUCGCGAUGAAGCCAGAAGUCUCAAUAAUGUUCUAGUCGUUCUUGCACAGGAGCACGAUUUUCGACCCACCCCAGCUAUGCUCAAGAAACGCAUUACCAAAUGGUCCUUAGACCGGAAGCGCAAGCAAUUAGAUAUGCUGGUUGCCCUACGACUUGCCUCUCAGCGGGAAGCUCUGGGCAAGGAGACAAUUUUCUAG